Messenger RNA from Entamoeba nuttalli P19, 591 nucleotides. RefSeq names its product ribosomal protein S7e protein. Lineage: Eukaryota; Evosea; Mastigamoebida; Endamoebidae. Gene Ontology annotation, molecular function: structural constituent of ribosome. The record is from RefSeq and is a predicted model, not a curated record. Bases 1 to 591 code for a protein of 196 amino acids. Gene Ontology annotation, biological process: rRNA processing; ribosomal small subunit biogenesis; translation. The transcript has a single exon. Gene Ontology annotation, cellular component: small-subunit processome; ribosome; cytosolic small ribosomal subunit.
AUGUCUGGCAAGAUGACUGCUAAAUCCCAAGUUGCUACUCAAGUCGUUGUUAAAAAACCAGGAUUCGAUGCUUAUUCAAAAUUAGUUAAAGAAGCUGUUGCUGGAAUUCCAGAACUCAAAGGACUUAAAGUUAUUAGUGCUAAGAAAGUUACUAUUAGCAAAGAUAAAAAGGCUACUGUUAUUUUUGUUCCAUUGAGAAUGAUGAGAAUUUGCAGAGCUUCAUUCGAAAAAGUUAUUGAAGCACUUGAAAAGAAACUUAAUGGAUCAGUCUUUAUCAUUGGUAAAAGAGUUGUUGCACACACUAAGAAAACUGGACAAUCAGGAAAAACUGACUACAAACCAAGAUCAAGAACUUCAAAGGCUGUUCAUGAAGCUUAUUUGAAUGAAAUGUUAUAUCCAGUUGAAGUUGCUGGUCAACGAGUUCAUGUCACCUUAGCCAACAAGAAAAUUGCUAACUCUAAAACUGUCUUUGUUGCUGUUGAUGAUGCUAAAUUAAAGAAUUCAGUUAAAGCUAAGCUUCCAAUUUACUCAGCUGUUUACAAGAACAUUACUGGUGAAAAGGUUAAAUUUGCAUUCCCAGUUGUUGCUUAA